Molecule: messenger RNA, 949 nt
Organism: Lycium ferocissimum
Lineage: Eukaryota; Viridiplantae; Streptophyta; Magnoliopsida; Solanales; Solanaceae
Product: glutaredoxin-C3-like
Exons: 4
Coding region: 90-734 (214 amino acids)
Biological process (GO): cellular response to oxidative stress
Cellular component (GO): cytoplasm
Molecular function (GO): glutathione disulfide oxidoreductase activity
Source: RefSeq, a predicted model, not a curated record
AUCUGGACGUUGUAGGUCCAAAAAAGCCCAAAAGCUAACCUUCCGUCAUUGUCGGGUUUCCGGUCUUUACAGUAGUCAACUCCUCCGUCAUGAUCCAGAUCAACCCGGCGGUUCAUUUAACCAAAAUAGAAAACCGGUGCUUCAGACAAUAUCACAAUCUUCCCACUAAACCCGGUUUCCCGUUCCCCACUCCCAAAAUACAACAGUUUUACAACCGCCUGGAAAAAACUGUCUUUUUGUCGAAAACUCAUAAACCCCAUUUCCUCUCAUUUUUGUCCAAAACUCAACAGUUUUUUGAAGGGUCAACUGUUGGUGAAAUAGAAAAAGAAAAAAUGGCGGUUAAUGGUUGCUUCAAGCGUAAUCUUCUUGUGAUGCUUACUGUGUUUGGAGUAAUGGCGAUAGUGAAAGGUCCAGUUGAAGCCCUAGCUUCUAGCUCUCCUUCUGCUUUUGUCCAAAAUGUAAUCUACUCUAACAAGAUCGCCAUCUUUUCCAAAUCUUAUUGCCCGUACUGCAAGCGUGCCAAACGAAUCUUCAAUGAACUUCAAGAACAACCAUUUGUGGUGGAGCUUGAUCUUCGAGAUGAUGGCGGUCGUAUUCAAGAUGUCCUUCUGGAUCUGGUGGGCCGCAGGACAGUCCCACAAGUUUUUGUGAAUGGGAAGCAUAUUGGUGGUUCAGAUGAUCUCCAAAAUGCUGUCAAAAGUGGGCAUUUGCAAAAUCUUCUUAAGAAAGAGUAAAGUACUAAAAGCCGAGAGAUUCAAGCUUUCUGAAGUCCUGAAGCUGCAAUGUACUCUUGGAGAGCUCAGUUAAGUUCAGUAGGUCCAAAUCUAAGCUAGAAAUUUGUAUGUUGAUAUGCUGUUCGUUUUGUUUCUUAUGCUGAAUUUGUGGUAUUUGGACAAAAGACAAGGGAUUUGAACUUAAUUCCAGAGCUUAUAUCCUUCACUGUCUAUAA